GGGCGCGCUGGGGCUGCCGUGUUGUCAAGGAGACGACUCAAAACAACAGGCGCAGUUUCACAGCAAUGGCUACAAGUGUCCCGACUGUGCCUGGAGAAAACCCACAGCAGCGGAUGAACGCUGUCCUGUGAAGAGCGGGAGAGAGCUUGAGCUUUUCCUGUCCGCCCAUGUCUGACCGAAACUCACGUUUUCUGAGCGCUGGGUUGUAAAAGAAGAGACUCUUGUCAACGAAGCCCGCUGAGCGUGCUGUUUGAAGCGGAUGACAGCUCACAGAAGAAGCAUACUGGACUACAUUUUCCACUGAUGUGCAAUGGCUCCUGAGUUGAGCAGUCUCGUCUUCAGUUCCUCAUAACGUUUCGGCAAGUCUCAGGAAACGCUGGGGUGGUUUGAGCUCUACACUGCUGCAGCAGGGAUGAUUACAUCCCAUAUAAACGGUUAUGUGCAAGAGGCCUCAGGCCAGUCCAAGAACCACAGGGAGAGGGCUGUGGAUUGUCCAGGAGAGGAAAGUAGAUUUGUCAAAUCUCCACACUGCUCUGCCCAAAUGGAGAGGAUCCAGCAUUACCAGGAGGAGCUGAGGAAAAGGAGAGAAGAGGACAGCAGGGGGAAGCAUGACAUCGACCCCAAUGCUUCUCUGAGGCUUAAGAAGUUGUCACAGAACCCAAAAGUGGGCAUUGACAAUCCUACCUUCGAGGGGAAGGAAAAGUCCAUCAAAGACGCAUGCACUCUGGAUCGUGUAGUUGAUUUGGGAGAGUUGUUGCAGGCUCUGAAGUGGGUGCAACUCUGCCUGGCUGAUGCUCAGAGCCAGCAAGAUGUGGAGCUGAUUAUGCAGCUUCUUACCAAGGAGGACUUCAAGAAUGCCUACACAAUCUACAGCAUUGUGUCUCAGCAGAUGAGCAGAGUCAGUCCCACCUCACCCCUCACGGCACAAGCACAGGACCUCUGCCAGGAAGUACAGAAGAUUCUUCAGUCCAGCCAGCAGAAGGAAGGUUUGGAGCUUAAAGCACUGCUCACCAAUCCUCAUCUUCAGUGUUUCUGUCCAUUAUGCGUUUGUAAAUUUCUGUAUGUGUACACUGUUUGUCUACACCUAUGUGUAUGUCUUGUGUGUGUGUUCUCGUGGCAGGCUCUGAUGCAGGCCCAUGACAGUGUGGCAGUGCAGGAGAUGGCAGAAGAAAGUGUGACUCAAUACUUCGGAGAGACUGUUAAAUUAGUGCGACUGGAGAAGACCAGAGACACUCCACUGGGUGCAACUGUACGUAAUGACAUGGACAGUGUGGUGGUGAGUCGUGUGGUGAAAGGAGGAGCAGCAGAGCGGAGUGGCCUCCUCAGUGAAGGAGAUGAGAUCCUGGAGAUCAACGGGAUUUCGAUUCGUGGAAAACAUAUCAAUGAAGUCCAUGACUUGCUGCAACAAAUGCAGGGCACUCUGACCUUCCUUCUCAUCCCAAGUUCUCAGAUUAAACCAGCCCCGUACAGACAGACUGUGAUGCACGUCCGAGCUUACUUUGACUACGACCCCUCUGAUGACCCGUUUGUGCCAUGUCGAGAGCUAGGCCUGUCCUUCCAGAAGGGAGACAUACUCCAUGUCAUCAGCCAGGAUGACCCCAAUUGGUGGCAGGCCUACAGGGACGGAGAUGAGGACAACCAGCCCCUAGCUGGACUCAUUCCAGGUAAAAGCUUCCAGCAGCAAAGAGAGACCUUAAAGAAAGCUUUAACAGACAGAAGUCGAGAGCAGCAAGGGAAGCAUUGGUAUGCAAAGAAGAGCAAGAAACAAAGGAAGAAGAGCACAUCAAACUUGAACAAAAAUACUGACAAUGAUGACAUCCUGACCUAUGAGGAGAUGUCCCUUUACCACCAGCCUGCCAAUCGCAAACGCCCCAUAGCCCUGAUUGGCCCCACAAACAGUGGUCACGAUGAGCUGCGUCGGAGGCUUCUGUCCUUUGAACCAGAGAAGUUUGCUGUUGCUGUUCCACACACAACCAGAAACCCAAGGACAAAUGAGUGGAAUGGGCGUGAAUAUCAUUUUGUAAGUCGUCCUGCCUUCGAAACCGACUUGGCGGCUGCGAAAUUCAUUGAAUCUGGGGAGUAUGAGAAGAACUUGUACGGCACCAGCACAGACUCUGUACGACACAUCAUCAACUCUGGACGCAUCUGUUUGCUUUGCCUACACACAAGGUCGCUGCAGGUGUUGAGGUCGUCCAACCUCAAGCCGUAUGUCAUCUUCAUCGCUCCGGCUUCUCAGGAACAACUACGCACCCUGCUGGCCACAGAUGGAAAAUCACCAAAGCCAGAGGAGCUGAAGGAGGUCAUCGAAAAGGCUCGUGAAAUGGAGCACAGUUUUGGUCACUUCUUUGAUGCAACUAUUGUGAACACGGAUCCAGACCAGGCUUUUCAAGAGCUACGCAGGGUGAUAGAUAAACUGGACACAGAGCCACAGUGGGUGCCCACCUCCUGGCUCUGCUAGACGUCACCGAGUGGCGGCACAAGGGCUUUCAGAAACGGGUCAACUGAAGAACAAAACCGGAUGUUCCAAGAAACAGACAGUGGUAAAUCGUCACUGGAUUUUCACUUGCACAUUCUCCUCGUUUGUAGAGGAGUCGAUUGUUACUCAUGUUGUGGAAACGGACUCAAGUUUCUUUCUUUCUUUUUUUUUUUUUUUUGGUGUGUGUCUUUGUGGGUUAUUUUUGUUGUUUCGAUUCCUGAAUGUCUUUAUUUCAGCUUUAUGCAAAAUAUUUGAUCAUACAAAUAGAAAUAUUUCUACUCUGUUCUUAAUAGUAAUUUAUAAUUGUAAAUAUAUAUUUCCUAGAUGAAAGGAUGCAAUAAUUUAUUGUUACAUUUUGUGUGUGAUACCUACAAUGGCACACUCAACUCAGUGUUAAUGUUACAGUUUUUAAUGGCUUCCUGAGAAAAGGCUUCAAGCCAAAACCGCAUGAGGUACCAAACGGAGGAGAUGUGCCUAAAUGGAUGCAGCAUUGUCUUCCAUGCAGGAAUACAGGAAAGAAAUCUGUUGUAACCUGCAGUUUUCAGGUACUUCCUUCACACCAACAUCAGAGUUAUUAUAUGUUGUGUCUCAUUUUAUGCUAUGAAUACAAACCCGUUGCUAGCUGGUUGUCACUACUAUCAGUAUGUAAUGCUGCAAAGUACUGCUGAGAUUGUUUGAACAAUGCAUCAUAUCACUUAUAGUGUAGUCCAACAAAUACUGUAUUGUUUCUUUGCAAAGUGUUUUCAAAUCCAGGACAAUUUUGUUAAUAAAAUCAUGUGAACAAGUGA
This is a messenger RNA of Acanthochromis polyacanthus (spiny chromis), 3264 nucleotides long. RefSeq names its product protein associated with LIN7 1, MAGUK p55 family member b (gene pals1b). Lineage: Eukaryota; Metazoa; Chordata; Actinopteri; Pomacentridae. Gene Ontology annotation, cellular component: adherens junction; plasma membrane. The record is from RefSeq and is a predicted model, not a curated record. The transcript is spliced from 14 exons. Gene Ontology annotation, molecular function: protein binding. Bases 413 to 2458 code for a protein of 681 amino acids. Gene Ontology annotation, biological process: establishment or maintenance of polarity of embryonic epithelium; generation of neurons; establishment or maintenance of epithelial cell apical/basal polarity.